This is a messenger RNA of Megalops cyprinoides (Indo-Pacific tarpon), 3697 nucleotides long. RefSeq names its product SR-related CTD-associated factor 4a (gene scaf4a). The record is from RefSeq and is a predicted model, not a curated record. Gene Ontology annotation, cellular component: nucleus. Bases 109 to 3300 code for a protein of 1063 amino acids. Gene Ontology annotation, biological process: negative regulation of termination of RNA polymerase II transcription, poly(A)-coupled. Gene Ontology annotation, molecular function: RNA polymerase II C-terminal domain phosphoserine binding; RNA binding. NCBI's taxonomy places the organism in Eukaryota, Metazoa, Chordata, Actinopteri, Elopiformes, Megalopidae. The transcript has 20 exons.
CCGAGAACUGCUGGAAGCGGACAUGUUAGACCGGCCUGUCCGGAGAUAAACAUUGCUUAUAUCAGGGUGCUGGACGGUACAGGGAAAAAGUCAAAGAGACGGGAGACCAUGGAUGCUGUCAACGCCUUCAACCAGGAGUUGUUCUCCUUGAUGGACAUGAAGCCGCCGAUUUCUCGGGCCAAGAUGAUUUCGAUAACAAAGUCAGCCAUAAAAGCCAUUAAGUUAUACAAGCACGUUGUCCAGAUUGUUGAAAAGUUCAUCAAAAAGUGCAAGCCUGAAUACAAAGUCCCGGGGCUCUAUGUGGUGGACUCCAUUGUACGACAGUCUCGUCACCAGUUUGGGGCAGACAAGGAUGUGUUUGGCCCCAGGUUCACGAAAAACAUCACCGGAACGUUUGAAAACCUCUGCCUCUGUCCCACUGAAGACAGGAGUAAGAUUGUGCGUGUUCUGAACCUGUGGCAGAAAAACGGGGUGUUCAAGAUUGAGAUCAUCCAGCCCCUGUUAGACAUGGCUGCAGGUACCAGCAGUAGUUCAGGGAUGGCUGAUGUUGACAACGAUGGUCCAGAUGCAGGAUCCCCCUCCACCCCAGUGAAGGUGGCCGCCGAGCCCCAGCCGUCAGUCACGGCUAACUCCAUUGUGGCGGCCGUGCCGCAGCUGCAGAACUCGGACGCCUUCGCCGCCGUGGCGCAGCUCUUCCAGUCCUCCCAGGGCCAGCAGCUCCAGCAAAUGCUGCAGACGUUCCAGCAGCCAGGGAAGCCCCAGUCCCCCGCGCUGGAGAACAACAUGAUGACCCAGCUCCAGCACCAUGCCGCCGGCACCCAGCACAACCCGCUUGCCCCACAGCCCGUGGAGCAGAAGGCCGCCUUCGACAAGGUGACUAAACUCCUUGACCGUUUCGACUACGACGACGAGCCAGAGGGAGGGGAGGACACCAAGAAAGAGGAGACGACGCCUGUCGCCCCUGCUUUUGGGUUUCCAGAGAAUGUGCAGCAGCAGGCCUAUCCCCAGCUCUCCGCUCAGAUCCCUCACAUGGAGCACUUUCCCACGCAGAUGAUGGCCAUGACGCAAGACCCCGGCCAUCAGGUCGCCCUUCCUCCAAACGGACAGCUCCAAGGUUACGGCAUGAUGCACGCCCAGCCCUUUCCGGGCAUGAUGCAGCCCAUGGGACAGCCUCUCAUGUCCCAGCAAACUGCUGCAGUGCCCACAGCCUUCCCGGGUGGGUACCCUCCCCAGAACGAGGCCUACCCCCAGCACAUGGCUCAGCAGUCGCAGGAAGUGUCAAUGGAAAUAGACCCUCCCUUAAACAGGGAAGGAAAGCAUCGACCAGAUGGCAGGAAGUCGAGAUCCAGGUCAGCCUCCAGAUCCCCAAAGAGGAGGAGGUCCCGGUCAAACUCGCGCACGCGUAGGUCGCGGCACCGCAGGUCACGGUCACGGUCCAGGGACCGGCGUCGCCACUCGCCCCGGUCGCGGUCUCAGGAGAGGAGGGACAGGGAGAGGGAACGCGAGCGUCGACAGAAGGGACUGCCAAAUAUUAAGAAUGACACUCUGAGUGUUUGCAGCACAACGCUGUGGGUGGGCCAGCUGGAUAAGAGGACGCAGCAACAGGACGUGGCCUGUCUUCUAGAAGAAUUUGGCCAGAUUGAGUCCAUCAAUAUGAUCCCGCCCAGAGGCUGUGCCUACAUUGUGAUGGUCCACCGACAGGAUGCCUUCAGAGCCCUACAGAAACUCAGUAGAGGCUCCUACAAAGUCAACCAGAAAGCCAUUAAGAUUGCAUGGGCCUUGAACAAAGGCAUCAAGCCGGAGUACAAACAGUACUGGGACGUCGAGCUGGGCGUCACCUACAUCCCAUGGAGCAAGGUCAAAACAGAGGAUCUGGAGAGCUUUCGCCAGGGAGGCAUGCUGGACUCGGAAACUCUGUGUCCAGAGUGGAAGGGCACCGUGAUUGAUGCAGAGAAGCCAGAGGAGGUGGCACAGAAUGGCCGCUCAGAGUCUGUACAGGCAGAGGAAAACCCGGCCGCUUCCUCUGUACAGGUGUCGUCUGUCCAGGCAAUGGGUGCAGUUGGCGCCCUUCAGCCCCCUGCUUUUCCUGCACAUAUGGGGCUGCCACCUCCAAACUUUCCUCCUGGAGUGCCUCCCCCACCUCCACCCCCAUUCCUGCGACCAGGAUUCAACCCUAUGCAGAUGCCUCCAGGAUUUCUCCCUCCUGGAGCCAUACCCCCCAUGGGUUCAACUGGACCCCCUCCCACCUCCACCGUCAACAUCCCUUCUUCGGGAGUAGCUGGCAGCUCAGUAGAAGACCCCUCCAAGGACUCUGCAGGUGUGGGUACCAGGAACAACAGCGAGGCUGCAGACGGCUCCAAGCUGUACGGCUCUGUGCCAGGAAUGAAUCAGGGCGUGGCUUCCAACCUCCCUGUGUCCAUGCCACAACAAAUGGGUAACCAAGUGGGCACUCCAGGAGGUCCAGGGAUGAGCAUGCAGCCUCCUUCAGGUGGCCUUCUGGGGGCGCGGCCGGGCAUGAUCCCCCUGCAGCGGCCUCCCGGAGUACCACCUCCACACAUGCAACGCUUUCCCCUGCACCCGCCCCGCCCAAACAUGCCACCCAUGCCCCCUCAGAUGAUGCACCGGGGGCCACCCCAAAUGUUGCACAGAGAACCUCCUCCUGGGGGGUACGGCAUGCCCCCGCCCCACCCCAUUAGGGGACCCUACUCCCCCCACGGACCCCCGUUUCUACGGCCCGGCGGCCCGAGGGGACCGGAAGGGCCAGACGACCGGGACGCCAGACCGUUCCGAAACGAGCGACCGGGGUUCGGGCGGGACAGGGAGCAGGAGCGGUUUGGGGGGAGGCGAACGUACAGUGGCGGCAGCGAGGGCCGGGGCGGUGAGCGCGGGCCCGAGGGACGCGACCGCUUUGCGAACCGCCACGAGGAGUUCGAGCAGCGAGGAGGGUGGGACCGCGAGCGCAGAGACUGGGGACGCAGCCCGGAGCACGAGCGUGGCCGGGACACGGAGGACCGGAGCCGCCGUGCCAGCGGGCACAGGGACAGAGAGCCGGGGACGCGGGAGAGGAGCACGCGCUGGGACCGGGACGACCGAAGGGAGACAGGGGACGAGGGGGACAGCAUCGACAGGCACCACGACUCCGCCGGUGCUGACCCCCCAGCAGACUCUAAGGAACUGGCCCAGCCUGAAUCGCAACCUGAGCCCACAGCGCAGUCAGCUGAAGUGGCUGUGGACCAACAGGCUGCUGAGGCCAGAGUAACGACUGAACCUGCAGAAAAGCCCCAGGAUACAGAGUCAUAGGGAUGGCGCAUACAUGCUCACACGUACACUUCACAAAAGUGAUACUGUCAUUGAAAAUUACUGUUCUGGCAGAUGUGAAACGCUGCCCCAUGAACCACAGUGUCCCACUUUGGAGCUUGAAUGUUGUAUUAAAAAAAAGACACAAAGAAAAAAAUAGAGCUGUAAAUAUGCUUAUGCUACUCAACACCUAUUUGUAGUUUUUGGGGGAAGCGUUUUGUUCAUGCCCCUUUGUGUUGCAACAGAAUAUAGAAACAAAUUGACUCAAAAGCAAAACCAACAAUGAGGCUGUUUUUCUGUAACAUUUUUUAACUUUAAAUGUUUACAACUCAUAGGAUGAGAUGUUUCUAUAAUUUUUAAGUUAAAUAAAAACAAACCUGAAAUUAAAUCUCCUCCAACA